Thunnus maccoyii (southern bluefin tuna) is the source of this 1199-nucleotide messenger RNA. RefSeq names its product OX-2 membrane glycoprotein-like. Gene Ontology annotation, molecular function: cell-cell adhesion mediator activity. Bases 2 to 1006 code for a protein of 334 amino acids. The transcript has 8 exons. The record is from RefSeq and is a predicted model, not a curated record. Lineage: Eukaryota; Metazoa; Chordata; Actinopteri; Scombriformes; Scombridae.
AAUGGCAAACCGUGCAGUCUUAUAUUUCCUUUUUAUGGUGGAGGUAUUUCCAAAAGGUCUAACAGCUGUGAUACAAACACAGCAGACUGUGAUGGCAGCAGUAGGAGAAGAUGUCCAUCUCAGCUGUCAGCUCAUGCAGUCUAGAGAUGUUCUUCAGGUCACAUGGCAGAAACUUUCACCUGAGGGGAAGAAGAAGAAUCUUGCCACCUACAACAAAUACUUCGGACAAACAGUGAAUCCUGAUUUUGAGGGGAAAGUGGAGUUUAAAGAUGCUGGACUGCAGAACUGCUCCAUAGUUAUCAGGAAGGUGAUGGAGCAGGAUGAAGGCUGCUAUCUCUGUGUGUUUUACAUGGAUCCUGAAGGUUCUCUGACAGGCAGAACCUGCCUCCAACUCUAUGAGCUGCAUGAACCCAUUCUACAAAUCAGAGAAUCAAACUCUACUGAAGAGACAGUUGUGUCCUGCUCGGCCACAGGUCGUCCUGCUCCCACAGUAACUCUGAAUGUCCCACAACAAGACCUCUACUUCUCUCACAACAGCACAGUCAGUGUCACCAACACCAACGGUACAGUCACCGUCACCACUACAGCUGUGCUGACUGGUUUCCAUGGAAACGGUGCACAGGUUGGAUGUGCAGCACGACUGCUCUCAGUCCCUGAAAUUCAGGUGUUUAAGACGAUUCCUGCAGUGAAACAAUCGUCUACUGAUGGUUUUGAUGAUGAAUCCGAUGAUGAAUCUGGAUCUGAUAAGAAUUUCACUUUGAUCGUUGCAUCGUUUGCGACAGUGGCCGUUGUUUGUGUUGCUGUAGUCGUCACUGUUGUCACUGUCCUGCUCAGACAUAAACAUAAGAACAGGAACGCUGAGGAGAUGGAGAUGACACAAGACCCUGAAGGGUGCAAAACACCUUUAAUGGAGAAGAAGAACCAGCAGAUCAGGAAACGGACAUCUCAGAAGAAAAGUCCAAAAGAGGAGAAACCAGAACCAUCAUCUUCCACAGUUAGAAGUUGAUUUAGUGACAAAUAACCUACAAGACUGUAGUUUCAAUACAAAGUCAGUCAGACUUGAACAAAGCUGCAUCAAAUCAUGUGUUGGUAAAAUGUUCAGAUAUUGUAAAAGAAUCAAAAUGUGUCCUGAACAAGAUGAAUCUCUCAUCUUAUAUCUCCAGAUCAAAAAGAUUAAUGUAUACAGAGGUUUUGAUGUU